Molecule: messenger RNA, 540 nt
Organism: Geodia barretti
Lineage: Eukaryota; Metazoa; Porifera; Demospongiae; Tetractinellida; Geodiidae
Source: the annotation of a GenBank genome assembly
AUGAAAGGAGGCAUCACAAUGCCGCGAUUUGCAGUUGACCUGAACACCGGUGACGGCCGCUCCAAGGUCGGCGGACAACCUUGGCGUGUCGCGCCCGGCCUUGUCCCCGGCGAACCCAACGAGGGCCUGACUGCCCGCCUUCUCGCUACUCCCGCACGCCUCGCCGACUUCGAUGACUCCGCAUGGGACGUUUGCGACAACGUCCGGCAGAGCCUUUCCGAAGGCUUCACCUUCGCCUGGUAUCGCAUCGCCGUCACGCUCCCCGGGACCAUCGACGGCGUAAACGUCGCCGGCGCUCGUGUCUGGUUCGAGACCAACUUCGACAACUACGGCGAGGUCUGGGUCAACGGUGAAAUCGACCGCGCCUACGGCAGUAUCGUCGGGCUGAACACCCCUCACCGAGUGGAGAUCGCCGAGGUCGGCGAGCCCGGUUCCCGGUACGUGAUCGCCUGCCUCUGUCUCAACGGACCGCUGGCCGCCCCGCGCGGUGGCGUCUUCAUGCGCUUCGCCACCCUCGCCUUCGAGUCCACCGACAACUAA